Messenger RNA from Gracilinanus agilis (Agile Gracile Mouse Opossum), 2156 nucleotides. It is a transcript of the gene NFYA, whose product is annotated as nuclear transcription factor Y subunit alpha. Lineage: Eukaryota; Metazoa; Chordata; Mammalia; Didelphimorphia; Didelphidae. Gene Ontology annotation, biological process: regulation of transcription by RNA polymerase II. Gene Ontology annotation, cellular component: CCAAT-binding factor complex. The record is from RefSeq and is a predicted model, not a curated record. Gene Ontology annotation, molecular function: RNA polymerase II cis-regulatory region sequence-specific DNA binding; DNA-binding transcription factor activity, RNA polymerase II-specific. Bases 117 to 1160 code for a protein of 347 amino acids. The transcript has 10 exons.
GCAAAACUGUGUUAAAUACAGUUGCAGUUUGGCCAACUGAAGGAGCACCCUCUUAGCCAUCUCCCAGGACAUCCAGCAGGAGUUUGUCACAUACUGAAUUGCAACCUAGAUGAGACAUGGAGCAGUAUACAGCAAACAGCAAUAGUUCUACAGAACAGAUAGUUGUGCAGGCUGGACAGAUUCAGCAACAGCAGCAGGGUGGUGUCACUGCUGUCCAGUUGCAGACAGAGGCCCAGGUGGCAUCCGCCUCAGGCCAGCAAGUCCAGACACUCCAGGUAGUCCAGGGCCAGCCUUUGAUGGUACAAGUGAGUGGAGGUCAACUAAUCACCUCAGCUGGCCAGCCCAUUAUGGUUCAGGCUGUUCCUGGUGGCCAAGGUCAGACUAUCAUGCAAGUACCUGUGUCUGGAACACAAGGGUUACAGCAGAUCCAGUUGGUACAACCAGGACAGAUUCAGAUUCAAGGGGGUCAGGCUGUGCAGGUGCAGGGUCAGCAAGGCCAGACCCAGCAAAUCAUCAUUCAACAGCCCCAGACAGCUGUCACUGCUGGCCAGACCCAGACUCAGCAGCAGAUAGCUGUCCAGGGUCAGCAGGUGGCACAGACAGCAGAAGGUCAGACCAUUGUCUAUCAACCAGUUAAUGCAGAUGGCACUAUUCUCCAGCAAGUUACAGUUCCUGUUUCUGGCAUGAUUACCAUCCCAGCAGCCAGUUUAGCAGGAGCACAGAUUGUCCAGACAGGAGCAAAUACAAAUACAACUAGCAGUGGACAAGGGACUGUUACUGUGACACUACCAGUUGCUGGGAAUGUGGUCAAUUCAGGAGGAAUGGUCAUGAUGGUACCAGGGGCAGGUUCUGUGCCUGCUAUCCAGAGGAUCCCCUUGCCUGGAGCAGAAAUGCUUGAAGAGGAGCCCCUCUAUGUAAAUGCUAAGCAGUAUCACCGCAUUCUUAAGAGGAGACAAGCUCGAGCCAAACUAGAGGCAGAAGGGAAAAUCCCCAAGGAAAGAAGGAAAUACUUACAUGAGUCUAGGCAUCGUCAUGCCAUGGCAAGGAAGCGUGGAGAAGGUGGUCGAUUUUUCUCUCCAAAGGAAAAGGAUAGUCCCCACAUGCAGGAUCCAAAUCAAGCAGAUGAAGAAGCAAUGGCACAAAUGAUUCGAGUAUCCUAACCAAAAGCAGAGAGAGUGAGCUGAUCCAGGUUCCUCUCCACUGUGUCCCAUUAUCCCAGGAAUUGAGCAGGCCUUCCAGUGGGACACUCAUGAUCACGUUCUGCCCUUUUCUACAAAACAGAAACCACUUAAUUUUUAAUGAGUGGUUUGAUCUCAUAAUUGCAGUGAUCUCUGGCAAAUUGAAAUUCCAAGGACUCUGUCCCACCCCUCUCAGUCAGGACUUGAGACUAUUGAUGACAUUACUAUUUCAUGUAUUUGGAUGGUACAAGAGACAAAAAGCCAAUCUGACAGUACCAUAAGUGGCACUUAAUUUGGCUGGUGAAGCAGGACCAUCCCAGGGGAGAAAUACUGCUCGAUCAUUAGCAAGACUACAAUCCGGGAAACCACAGCCCACUUCUUCCCACUUGGAGUUUGGUUGGUCUCAUCCAUCCAUGAAGUUGGAGAUUUUAUGUGUGACCAACAGAAUGAACAUGUUGCAUGCAGAGAUGACUUUCAGGCAGAAGAGAUUUCCAUCCUGUGAUGUAUAAAGAACAUUGUUCCCUAUGAAUAAGGUUCAAUCAACCCAUGAUUAUAGCAGGAACCUCAAUCUACCUGUUAGGCUUAAUGCCACCAGAAAAAAUGCACCUCUGGAGUAAAAGAAUCAAAGGCUUAACUGGCAUUUUAAAAUGCUUCUCUUCUCAGCUUAGGUGGUCUUACCUGCCUUUCCACUGAAAAUGGAACUGAUUAUAGAGAGAGCACCUGGAUUACAAAUUUUCUCAUAUUUUCCCCCCAUAAGGUUCAUGGGUGGCCAGUCCUAGAAGUUGCCAUCCCUGGAACAGAAAACAAAGGAAUUUAAAUUCUUUUUGUGUUCAAAUGCUGAGAACAUUUUCAGUCAGGGAAGUGUCAAGAGAGCAAAACUGUAGGUUGCUGAUCACAGACUUUCUAUAAAACUGUCCUCCUUUGACAGCACUUCAGGAAUAGAAGGGAGAAUGCAAUGAUUUGUUAUUUUGAAUAAUA